Phragmites australis (common reed) is the source of this 1076-nucleotide messenger RNA. RefSeq lists its product as uncharacterized. The transcript has 2 exons. The record is from RefSeq and is a predicted model, not a curated record. Lineage: Eukaryota; Viridiplantae; Streptophyta; Magnoliopsida; Poales; Poaceae. Bases 210 to 884 code for a protein of 224 amino acids.
UUCAUUUCCUUUCCUUUCUCCCCCAAACGCUAAACUCCAAGCAACUGCAAAACAACCACCGUUCCCUUCCAACCCGCGAAUCUUCUCCCCUCCUUCCCCACCGGACACGGCACAGGCGCAGGCGCAAUCAAAUCCUCCUCUUCGCCCCCGAAUCCCACCCCCGUCCGCGCCCAAACGGCCAAACUCCAUAGCUAGCUAGCCUCCUCGAGAUGGACGAGGACUGGGAGCUGCUCCUCGCGUCCCCCACGGCCGCCGGGGCGGCCGAGCCGUACGCCGGCGGCGUGGAGGACGACUCCGGCGCCAUCAAGCACGACUACUUCGACCUCGGCUCCGACGCCAAGUACCCUAGGAGGGCGUCCCUCUCGAAGGGGGACUCCGAGGAGGAGGUGGGGGAGCUCAUCGCGGACUCCGGCAGCGCGAGCUGGGUGGAGCCGGACCCCGAUGACCUCAUCUUCCCCAGCCGUGACCGUGCGGCGCUGUGGUCGGACUCGUCCUCGGACGGGGAGAGGCCCGAGGUCGAGCCGACCGAACCGGUGGAGCGGACCAGGGAGGAGGCCGGGGCCGAGGGGGCGGUGGCGAAGGGAGGAGGAGCGGUGCUGUGGUGGAAGCUGCCGCUGGACGCGCUGCGGUUGUGGGCCCUGCGCGCGGCUAGGAGCGCGUGGUCGGUGCCGUUUGCCGUCGCGCUGCUCGGCUUCGCCGUGCUCGGGCGGCGGCUGUACCGGAUGCGGCGCCAGAGCAAGGCCGUCGAGCGCGUCCGCCUCGUCUUCGACGAAAAGAAGGCAUCCCAAUUCAAGGGUCAAGCAAUGAUGCGGCGAGCUCCGAUCAUAAAGCCUAUGCUUCCUGCCAAUGGAGUGACUCCAUGGCCUGUGCUGGGGCACCUGUGAAUUGUGUCUUCAGUGACAUAGAGCUAAUAAUACAAUUGCCCCCAGCCACCCAGUGUCACUCUCCCUGCUAUUCGCUAGCAUACUAUGCAACCCCAAGCAGAUUUACCGGCUACUUGGAAUUUGAAAUUACACUGUUGUAGAACUCAUAAGUUCCUGCUCAUGUGCAAUGCUAUUUAGGCCUGCUUUAGUUGA